AUGGGUGUUUUUAAUGCUAACUUAGAUUUGGCUGGGAUCCUAAAACUUUGGUUUACAGAUGGCAAAGGUCAUAUCAAUAAUAUUCUUCCUAUUGUGAUCAUUUGGUAUCUCUGGAAUAGUAGAAAUGAGGCUAAACACUUGGGUAUUAAGAUGAAUUCUUAUGACAUUAUAUCCAAAGUGAGGUUUAAAAUUCUACAGCUGAAAGCUAUCAAUCUCAUUUCUAUUAAGCACUUUACUAACAGCCAUUCUUUGGCUGAUCACUUUGGGGUUCAUAAUGAGGGCAUUAUAAUUAAUAGGGAUUCUAUUGUGAAGUGGUCUAAACCAUAUGAUCCUUAUGUCAAGCUGAAUACAGACGGGUCUGUUCAUGCUACUAAAGCUGGAAUGGGUGGUAUUAUCAGGAAUUCUCAAGUAAAUCCUAUUGCAAUUUUCUCGGGCCCUCUAUCUGUUUGUUCUGUUUUAACCUCUGAGCUGAUUGGUUUGUACCAUGGUUUACAAAUUUGUUUGAGGUUGGGGUUACAGAAUGUUAACAUAGAGGUUGAUUCUACUCUUCUUAUUCAUAUUUUUUCUAAGAAUGAAGUUUGUUUCCCUCAGGAUUUUUACACUAUCAGAAAAAUUAAAAUGGCUCUCUCCUUACUUAAUUUUACUAUCUCCCAUAUUUAUCGUGAAGGUAAUGAGUGUGCGGAUUGGCUUGCUAACUUCGGUGCUGAGAGUGAGAAUUUUCUGGAACAUUUGGUGUAUGAGAUUCCAGUUCCUCUUAAAGGCAUGGUUAUUGUUGACCUUGAUUUUGUCAAACCCAUGGGCAUGGUGGACUGA
Molecule: messenger RNA, 813 nt
Organism: Dendrobium catenatum
Lineage: Eukaryota; Viridiplantae; Streptophyta; Magnoliopsida; Asparagales; Orchidaceae
Exons: 1
Coding region: 1-813 (270 amino acids)
Molecular function (GO): nucleic acid binding; RNA-DNA hybrid ribonuclease activity
Source: RefSeq, a predicted model, not a curated record